Molecule: messenger RNA, 580 nt
Organism: Benincasa hispida (wax gourd)
Lineage: Eukaryota; Viridiplantae; Streptophyta; Magnoliopsida; Cucurbitales; Cucurbitaceae
Product: asterix-like protein
Biological process (GO): protein insertion into ER membrane
Cellular component (GO): endoplasmic reticulum membrane
Molecular function (GO): protein folding chaperone
Source: RefSeq, a predicted model, not a curated record
UAUGCGCAAGAAUCAGAUUCACCAAAGCAAUUAUAUCGGGGCGAGUGGAGAGAGGCCGAGUCGUCGAGACUUGAGAGCCAGUCAAGAGAUGUCGACACAAGCGAAUGAUCCACGGCAGCCGUCGGCGGCGAAGCCUUUUGUUGCUCCGGCAGUGAAUCCGCAAGAUCUCCCCGUCGAUUAUUCCGGUUUCAUCGCCGUAGUUUUCGGCAUCGCCGGUGUCAUGUUCAGGUACAAGCUUAGUUCGUGGCUGGCAAUCAUAUUUUGCGCCCAAUCGCUUGCGAAUAUGAGGAAUGUUGAGAACGAUCUUAAGCAGAUUUCCAUGGCAAUGAUGUUUGCUAUUAUGGGAUUAGUGACGAAUUACUUGGGUCCUGCCCGACCAGGAACAAAAAGUUAAGACUCUUUAUUUAGAAUGGUUAUAAUGUUUGUUUUCUUUGACUUAAUUUAUCUUAGGAGCUUUUUACAGUGACUUUUUAUAUUAUGAUCUCAAGUAAUAUGUGGGCAGAUAUGAUGGAGGACAAAUUUUAAGAGGUCUACACUUUAUUUCCAAAGUUAGUUUGCACGUACAUCAAUUAUUACUUUA